Cuscuta epithymum is the source of this 1191-nucleotide messenger RNA. The record is from the annotation of a GenBank genome assembly. NCBI's taxonomy places the organism in Eukaryota, Viridiplantae, Streptophyta, Magnoliopsida, Solanales, Convolvulaceae.
UAAUUAAAGAAAUAAAAAGAUAAAUACUUGGGAUUCUUUUGUUCUGUGGGAGUUAUAGAUAGAGCAGAAUAGGAGAUCAGCUUAGCUUAGGGCUUGUUUGGUGUUCCAGAAAGGGUUCCAACUUGCAGGAAAAUAGCAAUUUUUUCUGUUGAAGUUACUCGAUCAUCAGGAUUGGAGUGAAAAAUGGGAAGAGGGAAGAUAGAGAUAAAGAGAAUCGAAAACAACACAAAUCGGCAGGUGACUUUCUGCAAGAGGAGAAAUGGGCUUCUCAAGAAAGCUUAUGAACUCUCCGUUCUCUGUGAUGCAGAAAUUGCUCUCAUUGUUUUCUCUAGCCGUGGCCGUGUUUAUGAAUACUCCAACAACAACAUUAAGUCAACAAUAGAGCGGUACAAGAAGGCAACUUCAGAUGCUUCUAAUAUCUGCACCCCUCAAGAGCUUAAUGCCCAGUUCUAUCAGCAAGAAUCAAAGAAGUUGCGUCAGCAGAUACAUAUGCUCCAGAAUUCCAAUAGGCAUCUAGUGGGUGAAGGGCUGAGCUCUUUAAAUGUGAGGGAGUUGAAGCAGCUGGAAAGUAGGCUUGAAAGAGGAAUCACAAAAAUUAGGUCCAAAAAGCAUGAUCUCAUUCUUGCUGAAACUGAGAACUUGCAAAAGAGGGAGGUGCAUCUUGAACAGGAAAAUGCCUUUCUUCGAGCCAAGACAUGCAUGCAGAUAACAGAGAAUGAGAGGCUUCAGGAGCUAAGCAUGAUGCCAACAGGGGGGCAAGACUACCAAGCCAUCCAGCACUACCUUGCUCGCAACAUGAUGCAAAUCAAUGUGAUGGAUGAUGGCGUCUCGCCUUCUUACCCUGUAUCAGCGGACAAGAAAAACCUCCACCUCGACUAGCUAGCUUAGCCGGCAGCGCUAGCCUCUAGGAGCGAGCGGACCCGUUUGGUUGAUGAUUUCAUUUUCUGCAUGCAUGCAUCUAAGUAUUAACUCAUAAGCUCAGCUAGUUGUACUUCUAGCUAGUUUAUUGCUGAUGCCGCAUGCCCUACCGAACAUUCUAGCUAGACUAUCAAUUACUCCUUUGUUUGAUUGUGUACGACUGCGUACCAAGAAACCAUAUAUGCCGCAUCCAAAGCUAAACAACUUUGAUUUUCUUAUUACUAUGCUUAUCAUGAUCUCCCAUCAUGGGUAUAUAUGUACAUAUCUUCUGCC